AGGCGCGACGCGGUGGUGAUGGUGCGCAGGCGCAGUUGGAGCGCGCGUGCUUCCAUGGGCUUUAAAAAGAGCGCGUGUCCCGCAGGCGACGCGCAUGCGUACUGGGGCUUUCUGAAAGCAGGGAGGAUUGUUGAGAUCUUGCAGGUGUCAACCAAUAGCAUCAGGAGAUUGGCCAUGGAAAGCCCUUGGAAUUUCAUCCCAAGAGAGAUCCUCUCCUACAUUUUCUCCUUCCUGCCCGUCAGAAACAGGAUCCUCAGCUCCUAUGUCUGCCAGGACUGGGCCGACGCGGUUUCUGCCUCUUCCGUCUGGAGUUUCACAGAAAUCCGUUUUGAGGAGGACUCGCUGGAGAUGAGCCAAGACAUGCUGGUGAGGAUUCUCCCAUAUGUGAAGCACAUCCGGUCCUUGAAGAUCAUGUUCGAUCAGAGCCGAGAGGAAAACCGGAAGAGCACCUGUGACCUCUUUGACAUGUUGACUAAGCAGAAGUGCUGGCUGCGGGCUCUGUGGGUCAUCUGCACGGGGAUCAGCCCCUUCUGCUACUCGGGUCAGGACAUCUUGCAGAGCAUCCGCAGGUUCUGCCAGGAACUGGGAACGGCCAAGAUUCAGUCACUCGACGUGAGGCAAAUGCCUUUCGCCCUAGACAACAUGAUGGUGGGACUGAUCGCGAUAAGCAGCCCGAAUUUGCGUGCCCUCCUAAUCAACAACCGCGCCCUGGGGUUCAUCAUGGUGAGACCGGAGACCAUUUCAGACAUUCUGGGCAUUUGCCCCCAUCUCUCUAUUUUGGGGGUCCCGUAUGUCAGCCUGUCCGUGAACGUCUUUCAGGUCAUGCUGAAUCCGAGCAGGCAGCCCUUCCAGCACUUGCAGAUUUACUACAACGGCUUGUUUCCCCGCAUCCCCGACGAGAUGUGGAGGGCAAUGCUGCGGCGGAACCCGCGUUUCCGCGUGGGGCUGGAAUUCACGGGCGAGGUUCACCCCACGAUGCUGGCCCAGAUCCUCAACCCCGUCAUCCCCGUGGUCGCUCUGCGCUUCAACGACUUCUCCUGCCUGGUGGAGCAAUUGACGCUCGCGGCUCGUAAUUACAGCAGGACGUUGUUUGUGCUGGAGCUCUCCACGGCCGCCUCGGACAACCUCAACGCGGCGCUCAUUGAACUGGCCAAGCGGUGCGCGAAUCUCCGAGAGGUCUACUGUUACUGCCCGGUCUCCUCGGAGGUGAAGAUAGCGUUCCUCUCGCAUUGCCCAAAACUCAGGAGAUACCUCUUGUCAACAGCGAGACAGUUGUGCAACACUCCAACAGCAUGCCAGUGAUUUGGUCAGCAUGCGGAUGUGCCCACAUGCCUCCAAUACAAAGCAAAAUGGCCUUUGGAGUAGGAAAUGGACAAAAAUAUAUGGCUAAACUGACUGCUAGAAUGAGCUGCAUCUUUGGAACGAUGGGACAAACACUUCUUCAAACGUUCAUUGGGGUCACGAAAACAGGAAAGGGAAUGGGAACUCCAUCUAGACAAUGUUGGACUACAACUCCCAGCAGUUUGUCACUAUGGGCUGCUGGAACUAUCUUUUCUUCAAACCACUGGUACCACGAUUGCCAGAGUAUGUUGCGUCUUUGGAACAAUGAGACAAACACUUCUUCGGGACGUUCAUCGGGAUCAUCGAAGGCUUUCACGGCCUGAAUCACUUUAGUGCUGUGGUUUCCAAGCUGUAGCAGCAUUUUCUCCUGACGUUUCACCUGCAUCUGUAACUGGCAUCUUCUGAGGAUCCUCUGCAAAUGCUAGCCACAAAUGCAGGCAAAACAUCAGGAGAAAAUGCUGCCAGAACAUAUCCAUGGAAACCACAUAGCACUGUGUUCGUCAGGAUCACUAAAACAGGAGAGGAAAUUGGGAGGCCAUUCCAGAGGAUGUUGGACUACAACUCCCAGCAUUCUUCACCAUAAGGGUGCUGGAACUUGUAGUCCACCACCACGGGGAGGGCUUCCCGAUUCCCAUCUUUGCUUUAAACCACUGGUGCAACAUGGAGGUGGGAGCACAAAGGAAUUGCUGUGGAUGAUGCAGGUUCUAUUUUAAAGUGUUUUUUAAUACAGGAGAAGAUUUUAAUGUUUUCCGACUCUUUUUAUAGUUGUAGCCAUUCAAGCAUUAUUGGCAAUAUUCACAAUAAAGGCUCGCUUUUAAUAAAUAUGGAUCAUUUUA
This is a messenger RNA of Anolis carolinensis (green anole), 2177 nucleotides long. Its product is annotated as F-box/LRR-repeat protein 8. NCBI's taxonomy places the organism in Eukaryota, Metazoa, Chordata, Lepidosauria, Squamata, Anolidae. Bases 19 to 1302 code for a protein of 427 amino acids. Gene Ontology annotation, molecular function: protein binding. The transcript has 3 exons. The record is from RefSeq and is a predicted model, not a curated record.